AUGGCGCUCGUCUUACAAGCCUACACCUUUGCCCAGCAAUAUGUCGCCUCGUGUCUUCAUCCCACGCCAACAAAAAGCCCGAUGGGCCUGAAGCUCGGCGUCAUAUCAACUGCUCAGAUCAACCCUGCGGCGAUCAUUCAUCCUGCCGAAACCCAUCCGGAUGUGAUUCUCCACGGGAUUGCCUCUCGCGAUAUCAACGUUGCGAAACAGGCGGCUCAGAAGUACCAUUUUAAAAAAGCCUACGGCUCGUACCAGGACCUUUUAGAUGACCCCGACAUUGACAUUGUGUACAUCUCAACGCCGAACGGGAUGCAUUAUGAAUGGGCAGCCAAAUCUCUGAAAGCCGGAAAGCACGUACUGUGUGAGAAGCCAUUUACUUCGAAUGCGGAUGAAGCGCAUAGAUUGGUCGAGCUGGCAAAGGAGAGAAAUCUGGUUUGCGAGGAGGCGUUCCACUGGCAAUUCCAUCCGGCGGCCCAUCUGUUUCGAGAGAUUCUCGAUUCGCGUAAACAUGGUCGUGUACUGCGAACCAGUGCUGUCAUGACUGCUAGUCCCGGUGUUCCAGAUGGGGAUAUCAGAUGGCAAUAUGAACUAGCUGGCGGCUCCUCUAUGGACAUGACUUAUGCUUUGUCCUUCACUCGCUUUGCCGUCCACGGAUCCAAUCUGAAGGAAAUCCAAUCAGCUGUUGCCCGGCCGUAUGCGCACGACAUGCGAGUCGAUGAAGCAAUGCACUCCUUGCUUCUUUUCGAGGACCCCUCGGACGGCCAUCUAAUCCAAAGCCGGAUCUACACAGACAUGGCCCGGCAGUGGGCCAUCAAGAAGAUCCUACCGCGCAUAUGGGAACUGCCAUCAAUCGAAGUCGAGACUGACAAGGCAAUCAUCUACUUCUACAAUGCCAUGAUGCCGCAUUUGUACCACUACAUUUCCAUCACGGACAAGAUGACCGGCAAGACCAAAUACGAGAAACAGUACCAAGGCGGGCCAUGCUGGGGGGAGGCCUGGACUACAGGCGGCAAAGGCGGCAAGUCGUACUGGAGCACAUACCGCUACCAGUUAGAAGCGUUUACGGAAAAAGUGCGAGGCAAGAAUGUGCCGUAUUGGAUUUCGGGCGAGGAGAGUAUUGCGCAGAUGGAAGCUAUCGAUGCCAUUUACAAGGCAGCUGGACUGCCUGUGAGGCCCUCGCUUGCCUCGCUUGCGACCAAAGCUUGA
Molecule: messenger RNA, 1206 nt
Organism: Talaromyces atroroseus
Lineage: Eukaryota; Fungi; Ascomycota; Eurotiomycetes; Eurotiales; Trichocomaceae
Exons: 4
Coding region: 1-1206 (401 amino acids)
Molecular function (GO): nucleotide binding
Source: RefSeq, a predicted model, not a curated record